Messenger RNA from Olea europaea var. sylvestris, 1479 nucleotides. RefSeq lists its product as uncharacterized. The record is from RefSeq and is a predicted model, not a curated record. The transcript is spliced from 3 exons. Lineage: Eukaryota; Viridiplantae; Streptophyta; Magnoliopsida; Lamiales; Oleaceae. The coding region runs from base 1 to 1479 and encodes 492 amino acids.
AUGGAGAGGGAUACAAAUUACAGCCAACAAUUGUUCGUCGUAGUGGAAGAUCACCAAACCUUACAAAACGACGAGCUCAAUCAUCAGCAGAGUGUCCCAAACGAUAAUGCAGUGGAUACUCUAAUUUUCGAUGUUGGGACUGCACCAUUAGAUGAGAUGUUCGACGAUCCCUUACAUGGUACAAAUACUGAUCUUAUCGAAAGGCAAAUUUUUUUUACCAAGAAACAGUUGUACUCGAGAAUUCAUCUACUUGCUUUGCGAGAGAAGUUUCAAUUUCAGGUUAGUAGGUCAAGCUUAAAAAUGUUAACCAUUGUAUGUGCGGACGAUAAUUGUAAGUGGAUGUUACGUGCUUCCAGUGUCAAGCAGUCCGCCAUCUUCAUGAUCCGCAAAUUCAAAAAUGUGCACACAUGUUCCAUAGAUUAUCGUCGUAAUGCACAUGAACAUGCCACUAGUUCCGUAAUUACCAAGCAGAUUAUGGGGAAAUUGGAUAAUACAUACGCAUCGUAUGAUCCUACCGCUAUUGCACGUGACAUGGAACGUGAGUUUGGUGUGAAAAUUAGUUACCAUAAAGCACGUAGGGGAAAGGUCGCUGCUUUACAUAUGCUACACGGUACACCUGGUGAUAGCUUUCAAAAACUUUCUUCCUACUAUCACCUCCUAAGAGAGAGUAACCCGGGAACAGUAACGCACAUCGAAGUAGAUUCUCGUAACAAGUUUCACUACCUUUUCCUAGCUUUCGGUGCAAGCAUUCGGGGUUACCUGCACUACCUGAGGACUGUUAUUUGUGUUGACGGCAGUCACUUGAAAGGUCCAUACAAAGGCACCCUUCUACUGGCAACUGCCCAAGACGCCAACAAACAGAUUUAUCCGUUAGCGUGGGGGAUCGUUGAUGCCGAAACGAAUAGAUCGUGGAUGUGGUUUUUAUCAAAUUUGAAAGAUCUUAUAGGUGACUCGAACGAAUUGGUGCUUGUUUCUGAUAGGAAAAAUAGUAUUGAAAACGCUAUUGCCCACCUAUUUCCCCGGGCUCACGACGGGUGCUGUGUCUGGCAUAUGGAAAAAAAUUUAAUCCAGUGGUACAACAACACAAGUUCAAUAUUUCUAUUUAAAAGAGUCGCAAGAACUUACCGGACCGAAGAUUUUGAAAGACUUAUGGGACAACUUCGUAGGGUAAGUGCAAGAGCGUACGGGUACUUGGAGCGAGCAGGUUUCCCAUUUUGGUCACGAGCAUUAUUUGUUGGCCAACGAGGUAAGUCAUUGUAUGAUCUCUACUCACUGUAUUACACAUCCGAGUACUGGAAGGGUGCCUAUGGAGAAGCUAUAUAUCCUGUUUUGCGUAAAGUGGACUGGAUUGUUACAGCCAAAAUUACAGGUACUCAUAUUAUGCCCCCCAGUGUACGUCGUCCUCCAGGUAGACCACCCACACAACGUAAGCAAUCCAGACACGAGUGUACCACACGGCUCAGGAAAUGCACUCGUUGA